Molecule: messenger RNA, 3866 nt
Organism: Manihot esculenta (cassava)
Lineage: Eukaryota; Viridiplantae; Streptophyta; Magnoliopsida; Malpighiales; Euphorbiaceae
Product: probable LRR receptor-like serine/threonine-protein kinase At2g16250
Exons: 5
Coding region: 738-3452 (904 amino acids)
Biological process (GO): protein phosphorylation
Molecular function (GO): protein binding; ATP binding; protein tyrosine kinase activity
Source: RefSeq, a predicted model, not a curated record
AAUUUGUUAUAGAAAAAAAAAAAAAAAAAAAAAAAGAAGAAGAGAGUUGCAUGUAACGUAACAGUCCAUCCCAAUCGUCCACGAGCUAAUCAAAGUAAACACAAACUUUAAUCCAUUAAAGGUAAAACUUUUCUUGCUUGGCUCUGUCUUCUCGAAAAUCUGCAAUUCAAUGUAAACCACUGUCCAAUCCAGAAGCUCUCCUGCAAGAGGUUGAAAAAAGGGUUCAUUUAAAGCUCUCCGGUGACUGAAAGCGACACAGUGUUAGUAGCAGAAACCUGGUGGUGGAGGUUGGAGCAUUUCCACUUUUUAUUUUUUGGUCAUUAAUGCCUCUCUCGCUCUUAAAAGCUCGUGCCAAUCUUUGCAAAGAGCCAAAGAGUUUCUGAUAUGAUAAGUGUUAGGCUGUUAGCCUAAUCUAGUCCCAAAAUCAGGAAAUUAAAAUCGUAAAAGAUUUUGUUUUUCCUUGUAAUACACAGAGAGAAAGAGAGGGAGUGUGUGUUUGUGUGUACAGUCAAAUAGUUCAUAAUUAUUUAUAUUAAUUAUUCUUGUUGGUUAGUUCUUGUUUUUGGGUAUGGGUGAAAGUGAAGCAGAAAACUCAGAAGCACAACGACAUAGAAUGAAGAAACAAAGUUCGUGACUGGAGAUGAACAACUCCGAUAGCUUCAGGAAGGAGAAGAAGAAGAUGGGCCGCCAUAGGCCAUGAAAAGCAUCACCUCCAUAUUAUCAAACUCUAUAAUGCCAUGGAAGACGCUAGACGAGCUCUGCUCCGUCUCGUUCUAGUUCUGUUAUUAAUUCACUGUUCACUGGCUCAGCAAAGCUUCUUGAAUUCCCCCAGCGAACGGAUAGCUUUGCUUGAUCUCCGGUCAUCUUUAGGGCUGAGAGGCGCAGAUUGGCCUAUAAAAUCCGACCCCUGUAAUAACUGGAAAGGAGUUCAGUGCAAGAACGGCCGGGUCGCCGGGAUAAAUAUAUCUGGGUUUAAACGGACUCACGUUGGGCGUUCAAAUCCCAGUUUCAACGUCGAUUCACUAGUUAAUUUGACGUUUCUGGAAUAUUUCAAUGCUUCUGGGUUCUCACUUCCCGGUUCGAUACCGUCCUGGUUCGGUUAUGGGCUUGGUUCACUGCAAGUACUCGAUCUCCGGUCUAGUUCAGUGAGUGGUCCGGUUCCUGAGUCUCUCGGUAAUUUGAGCAGACUCGGUGCUUUACAUCUAUCUGAUAAUAACCUUGCUGGUAGUAUCCCCUCUGCUCUCGGCCAGCUGAUGCAAUUAUCAGUCCUUGACCUUUCAAGAAACUCCCUCACUGGACAAAUUCCUCCUAACUUUGCAUUGCUUAGUAAUUUGUCAAGGCUUGAUCUUUCUUCCAAUUACUUAACUGGGCCAAUUCCACCGGGAUUGGGCAACAUUGAUAGUCUGAAAUUCUUGAAUUUAUCAGACAAUAAUCUUGCAGCUUCAAUUCCUGUGGAACUGGGUAACCUUUCUCAAUUGGUUGAGCUUAAUCUUACCAAAAACUCACUUUCUGGGUCAUUGCCUGCAGAGUUAGCAGGGUUGAAGGAUUUGGUUCGAAUGGAAAUUGGGGAAAAUGGACUAGAGGGUGAGUUGCCAGAUUCUUUAUUUUCCAGUCUUGAAAAAUUGCAAGUUGUGAUGCUAAGUGGGAACAAAUUUGACGGUGCUCUUCCUGUGGCAUUGUUGUCAUUGCCAAGCAUACGUGUUCUUGAUGCGUCUUCUAACAACUUUACAGGUGUUCUACCUACUUUUAGUUCAAAUAUUAAUGCCAGUGGCGUCUUGUUCAAUCUUUCAAAUAAUAUGUUUUAUGGAACUCUGUCUUCUUCAUUUGGAAAUGUUAGUUUGAUUGAUCUUUCUGCUAAUUAUAUCCAAGGAAAGGUUCCUGAUGGUAGUCAAAGCAAUAUUAGCCUUGACAGGAAUUGUCUUCAGGCUGUGACGAAUCAGAGAAGUUUGAGUGAUUGUAAAUUAUUUUAUGCUGAGAGAGGCUUAAGUUUUGAUAAUUUUGGAACCCCAGAACUAUCAGAACCCCCAUUGCCUGGACAUGAAGCUGCACCUGCUCCUAAAAAGAGAAGAAAACGAUGGAUUUAUAUUCUGGUGGGAUUGCUUGGUGGACUUGGCUUCAUUGUCGUUUUGGUACUGAUUAUGAUAUUUGUGUUGCGGAAGUGUGACAAGACCAUUGCAAAUCAGAGAGGCAGCUCUAAUGUAGGGCCUGUUCCAGAAGGACAUAUCCCUUCAGUUCCCAAGGAUCCUGUUAUUUUAUCAAAUUUGAAAGAUUCCUUUACUUAUGAACAAUUACUUUGUGCAACUGGUGAAUUUGGUGAUGCAAAUUUCAUCAAGUCUGGUCACUCUGGAGAUCUCUUCCGGGGUUUUCUAGAUGGAGGAAGCCCUGUAGUUGUAAAGAAGGUGAAUUUUCUUUCUGGGAAGAUGAAGGAAUCAUAUAUGACAGAAUUAGAAUUUUUCAGCAAGUAUUCACAUACAAGAUUAGUCCCACUUCUGGGCCAUUGUUCAGAGAAUGACAAUGUCAAGUUUCUGGUUUAUAAAUAUAUGCCACAUGGAGACUUGGCUAGUUCCUUGUACAGUGUAUCCGAUUCUGAAGAUGACAGUGUACAGUCUCUAGAUUGGAUUACAAGAUUAAAAAUUGCUAUAGGAGCUGCUGAAGGUCUUUCAUAUCUGCAUCAUGAAUGCAACCCUCCCAUUGUUCAUAGAGACGUUCAAGCAAGCAGUAUCCUUCUUGAUGAUAAAUUUGAGGUACGACUCGGAAGCCUGGGUGAGGUCUGUAUCCAGGAAGGGGAUUCAUGCCACAAUGUUCUCACAAGGCUCCUGCGGAAACCACAAUCCUCUGAACCAGGCCCUUCUGGUUCAUCAUCAGUGACUUGUGCUUACGAUGUGUACUGUUUCGGAAAGGUCUUGCUAGAGCUCGUAACGGGGAAACUAGGCAUCAGUAGAUCAGAUGAUGAGACUACAAAGGAGUGGCUAGAACAAACCCUGGGAUAUAUCAGUAUAUAUGACAAAGAACUAGUGACAAAAAUUAUUGACCCGUCUCUGAUCAUAGAUGAAGAUUUGUUGGAAGAAGUAUGGGCCAUGGCAAUUGUGGCCAGAUCAUGCCUUAAUCCCAGGUCUUCAAAACGUCCACCAAUGAAAUAUAUACUCAAAGCAUUGGAGAAUCCUCUGAAAGUUUCAAGAGAGGAUAGUUACAGUUCAGGGAGGCUGAGAACAACUUCAUCUAGGAGAUCCUGGAAUGCUGCCAUUUUUGGCGGUCGUCGGCACAGCUCAUCAGAAAAUGCCGUUCCAGGCCAUACUAACCGUGAAGGUGUAAGUGGCUCAAAGCAGCCGGGAAGAAUAGGAUCUCACGGCAGUGGUGGAAUUGAACAUUCAUAUUCUAACAAAAGGCUAUCCAGUGAAAUUUUCCCGGAGCCGCUUGAAAUGCAAGAUGUGGAGCAGCAGUAUGGCCAUUAGCUGGCAUGGUUUCUUCAGAUGUUCAUUGAACACAACGUGGCCUUCACAGUUGAAUGUUAAAUAUCCAUAUAUGAUAGCCUCUGAUCGGAGACUAAAUCAAUUGAUUCAGAAGCUGGUUGGCUUGCUUAUUAAAGAUUCUUCUUUUUCUGCUUGAGCAGAUGCUGUGGAGGCAUGAUUGAUGGAUGUGGCUUCCUAGCAAAAAGGAAGAAGCUGUUUCUGUGAAUAUUCUCUUAGGGUUUGAAAAGCUUGUUAGUUUUCCAACAAGCUACAAAUUUUACCUGUGAUUGAUUGUUUCUUAUUUGCUCCAGAGUGUGGAAUGUAUAUUAUCAAAGAUGAGGUGAAUUUUCCUGUGGGUGGGUGAAAUUCCCGUGCCCACAAUUUAAAUCUAGCUACAACUUCCAACCUGCGUGAUUA